CCACGACUGCCAUGCUGCAGGGCCCCGGACGGUCUGUGCGCAGAGCAGAGCACGAUGCCUUUCCUGCACGGCUUCCGCAGGAUCAUCUUCGAGUACCAGCCCCUGGUAGACGAGAUCUUGGGGUUGCUGGCGAUACAGGAUGUGGAACAGCAGAGCACCCUUGAGAGCCCUGCCUGUCGGGGCAGCGACAGGAACCAGCUCUCGGCUGUGAGACGAGUCUUGGAGAGGGAAACCCACUCCCCAUUUUAUCAGGAAGGUGUGAGCUAUGCCCUGCUGAAGGUCACCGAGCUGGGGCUUGUCCCUGCCGCAGAAAUCCUCCUGGAGUUUGGCGCUGACCUCAGCUUUGAAGAUCCAGUCACCUACUACACCCCCCUGCACAUCGCAGUGCUCCGCAACCAGCCGGAUAUGGUGGAGCUCCUGGUGCACCACGGGGCCGACAUCAACCGGAGAGACCGGAUCCAUGAGAGCAGUCCCCUCGACCUGGCCAGCGAGGAGCCCGAGCGCUUGCCGUGCCUCCAGCGGCUGCUCCAGCUGGGAGCUGACGUCAACGCCGCCGACAAAAACGGAAAGACAGCGCUGUUGCACGCCCUGGCCAGCAGCGAUGGUGUCCAGAUCCACAACACCGAGAGCAUCCGUCUCCUGUUGGAAGGAGGUGCAGAUGUCAGAGCUGCCACCAAAGAUGGUGACACUGUCUUCACCUACGUCAUCUUCCUGCUGGGAGAGAUGGUGUGCAGCAACACUGAGGAGGCACAGGUGAUCAGUCACUUCUGCUUUCGUGUCACACAGCUGCUGCUCGCCCACGGUGCCAACCCCAGCGAGUGCCCAGCUCCUGAGUCCCUCACCCACCUCUGCUUCAAAAGCUUCAAGCGCCACUUCCCACUGCUGCGUUUCUUGCUGGAGUCAGGUGCUGCCUACAACUGCUCCCUCCAUGGUCCCUCGUGCUGGUCAGGCUUCCACAUUGUCUUUGAGUGCCUCUGCUCACACCUCAGCGUCUCUGAAGAUGACAGCUUCUCUACAGACCUCAUUCAGAAGGGUCAGACUCUGCUGGAGCUUAUGAUGGCCAGUUCGCAAGCCAUCCAGCUGCCCAGUAACUUUGAGGUCAACACCAGCAGCUGUAGGUACCAUGGGGAGAAGAUCAGGACUCUCUUCUGCUCUCUGAAGCAGCUGGAGCGCUCCCCGCAGGCACUGAAACAUCUCUGCAGGGUUUUUAUCCGUCAGCGCCUUAAACCGUGGCCAGUAGAUGUCAAAAUCAAGGCUCUACCUCUCCCAGACAGGCUGAAGUGGUACCUCCUCAUUGACCAUGCUGCUGCCGGGCAUGAGGACCUCUGA
Antrostomus carolinensis (chuck-will's-widow) is the source of this 1329-nucleotide messenger RNA. It is a transcript of the gene ASB6, whose product is annotated as ankyrin repeat and SOCS box containing 6. Gene Ontology annotation, biological process: intracellular signal transduction. The coding region runs from base 55 to 1329 and encodes 424 amino acids. Gene Ontology annotation, molecular function: protein binding. The record is from RefSeq and is a predicted model, not a curated record. The transcript has 6 exons. Lineage: Eukaryota; Metazoa; Chordata; Aves; Caprimulgiformes; Caprimulgidae.